CUCCAGUCCAUAAUGGAACCAUCGCUUCAGCGGUUUAAAAUGCCUUUAAAAAUUAAAAUGCCUCCUGCUUUUCCUUUAAAAUGCCUCCUGCUUUUCUCCGGUUGACAUAUCCGCUUGUUCCCCGCGCUCAAGCGAGAACCGUCUUCUUCAGCAAAAUGUCUAAAGCACCUUCCAACACUAGCCCAGAUUCUCGGAGAAAUCAUAGUGGGGAUACUGCACUGGAUGCUCGGGUAUAUAUCAGGAGAAAAAAAGCCAGGAAAGCAGUGGAAGUUUCUGCCGAAGUUCCUGAGAAAGAAUCUUCUGAUAAAAAAGUUAUUGUGCUUCCUGAUAUCGAGGAUUUUUCUUAUACAAGUGAGAACGUCCAUGUUCAGUCACGCAGUCCUUUACAUCAAUUACCUCUCUCAAGUGAACACAUGAUUCGGAAGGAAGUUCUGUCCUCAAUAAACCAAACAGUGCAACCACCUUCCAACUGGGAAAAAGUCCUUGAAGGAAUCCGCAAAAUGAGAUCUUUAGAAAAUGCUCCUGUGGACUCCAUGGGGUGUGAGAAAGCUGGGAGUUCUCUUCCUCCUAAGGAAAGAAGAUUUGCUGUCCUUGCAUCGUCACUUUUGUCCAGCCAAACCAAAGACAACAUUACCCAUGGAGCUAUCCAGCGUCUUCUUCAAAAUUGUUUGCUUACUGCAGAUGCUAUAGACAAAGCUGAUGAGGCCACCAUCAAAAGCCUUAUAUACCCCGUUGGUUUUUAUACGAGAAAGGCUAGCAACUUGAAGAAAAUUGCUAAAAUUUGCCUCUCAAAAUACGAUGGAGACAUCCCCACAACGUUGGAUGAGUUGAUUCUACUGCCAGGGAUUGGUCCUAAGAUGGCUCAUCUUGUUAUGAAUGUCGGAUGGAAUAAUGUUCAAGGGAUAUGUGUAGAUACUCAUGUACACCGUAUAUGUAAUCGCCUAGGAUGGGUGUCACGCACAGGGACAAAACAGAUUUUUACUUUUUGUAAUGUAGAAAACUAGGACUCCCGAGGAGACUAGGAAGUCCCUGCAGCUAUGGCUUCCCAAGGAAGAAUGGGAUCCAAUCAAUCCUCUUUUGGUGGGAUUUGGGCAGACUGUAUGUACACCUUUGAGGCCCCGCUGUGGAAUAUGCACCAUUAGUGACAUGUGUCCUGCUUUCAAAGAGACACAGGCCCUUUCACCCUCUUCCCGGAGGAAGAGGUCAUAAGACAUGUACAAAUUCUUGCUGGAGAGCUAUGUUUUCAGGCUUCCUUGUGCUGUCAGCAUUUUGGCAUUCCAAGAUGCCCUUUUGGGUGAUGUGUUUUUUUGUAUGUACACAAUAUAUCGCUAGCCUUUUUGUCCAGGCCGCAAAAACACUAAAUUGGACGCAAGGGUGAUAUCUAGAAUCUCAGAGUCGCAUUUGGCAUUGAUGAAUUGCAUGUGAUUAUGUGAUGAACAGUUUGAUAAUUUUGUUGGAAUAUUGAUGGCUUGAUGUAUUAAAAAAAUAUAGUAUGCUUGGUGUUAGAGUUUAUGAUUUAUAUUUAUUUAUAUUUAUUAUAGGAUGUGUCAGCCCCUGCGACAGCAUGAUGUACUUGAAAGUGAAAACAUGCAAGUGACAAUUUUAGUAAUGCCGUAAAAUAGUUUU
Molecule: messenger RNA, 1626 nt
Organism: Cuscuta epithymum
Lineage: Eukaryota; Viridiplantae; Streptophyta; Magnoliopsida; Solanales; Convolvulaceae
Source: the annotation of a GenBank genome assembly